Messenger RNA from Toxoplasma gondii ME49, 7566 nucleotides. RefSeq lists its product as hypothetical. NCBI's taxonomy places the organism in Eukaryota, Apicomplexa, Conoidasida, Eucoccidiorida, Sarcocystidae. The record is from RefSeq and is a predicted model, not a curated record. The transcript has a single exon. The coding region runs from base 1789 to 5634 and encodes 1281 amino acids.
UGGCUCACUGGGUUACAAGACCUCAAUUACCUUCUGUUCUCAUACGCCACAGCAAGAUGGGUUCAUCCUGACUAAGCAACACGAUCGAAUGCCAAUUGGGUGUCGACACGGUAGCUCACUAACAAACUGUUAUUAAGAUACUGACCACAGCAACAACGUUCUCCGUACUAGCACCGUUCUCAUGCAGAACAGCGAUAACAAGAAGGGGUCACCUCUUCGACAGUACCACCACAAAUGGCGGACGGAAGCAACUGUAGUAACCAAACACAAAAUCAAAAGAGCCGUAAUCAGCCUCCAAACUGCUUUGAAAGGGUCAUGUCAAUUUUGGGGUUGAGAAAACGGAUCUUUUUGCUUCUCAGCUGUCAUAGCGACGCAGAUCUCUGCCACCAGGACAGCAAGCAUCGCCCCCGGUUCACACCAGGUAUUCGACGUCUUCGCAUCACCGUACUUACUUUUGCGGCAAGACUUCAGAACAGAAUCAUCAUGCUGCGCCCCGUGCCGAAAUACACUCGAAAUGUAUUAAACAAAUUUACCGAAGACCUGGUACGUCGUUGUCCUGAAAAUGAGACACGGGAAAAGAUGAUGAUGGGCGGGGGUGUCUUAACUCCCGGUGCGGUACGCCGAUUGCAGUGUGAGUUUCGAAGUCUCGAGAGGGUCUCGUGUCUGCGAACUCUGCCCCGCCCGUAUCAUCUACUCGGGGAGGGGGGUUGAAACAGACUUUGUACAGUCGAUUUAUUUUUCCCUUUCUCAUCAUUUGUUCUUCGCGGAUACUGUACACCCACUUCUCGCGCACAUGCGAAGAACUCGUCAUCGAAUGCCGGGCGGACGGUCGGUCUUCACAGUGUACGUACACUUGAUACUCGGGACUCGGCGGCAGAGACCUCAACCACCUGUAAGGAAGAUGCUCAUUGUCUGCUUACCCAGCACUAACGAAAAUCCUCCCUCUCCAUCCCACCUUUCGCGGUAACAUCACUGUUUUUUUACUCCGCCUUGUCCAUUCGUUUCCCUCAUCCUCCAAUAACUUCUACCCUCCUUUUCCUGUGUGUGCCUGGCCGCCUUACCUUUGAGGGCGGAAACAGUUGCAGCCGCAAAAACACGUCCGGUGUCUCGGACAAUACGUUGCCCACUGCCGCUUAUCCCUUGCUCUGGGUAAAAUGUAGUGGCUUCUGGAUUUUCAACUUAGUUUAUUCCGUUUGGAAAAGUCUCCGCUUUUUAGGUAAUUCCCUUACGUAUGUUUUCGGACGUGGCCAGCGGCGCUCGCCGCAAGACAGUGCCUUGUGCAAGCGCUUCCCACGGAUGUCCCAGCAGCUUGAAACGGAUCGAAAUUCGUUUCGAACAGUCCAACACUGCAGUUCAUUGUUUCCUUUGUGGCAUGACACCCCCGAGCGGUCACGAUACCUUCAGCGCGGCGGAUGGCGCUGCUCCAAUCACGAUCAUGCGUCCCGAUCUCAGCAACUGGAGGUGCUAGCUCGUACGUUCGAGCUUGUGUCUAGAGCUUGCAUCUCACGUGAACGCUGUUUAUUGUCUAAAUUCAAGAUACAGAGAGGAAAUUUGGAGGUCAGUUUCUAAAUAUACAUUCACAUUCCUCAUUGUAUACCGGUGUAUACGUACUCAUGUACCACGUGUUGAUGCUUGCGCGUUCACGUUGUUCUAUUUACAACCAAGCAAAACGCGUAACAAUCGUGCAUCAGAAUACGUUCUUUUACCUCGAAAUACGUACAUGUAUGCACGUGAUAUCUUUUGGCGUCUGUCGCGAACACUGAUGUGUCUCUUCAUGAGUAUGAGCAUAUGCACUGCUCUCUAUCGUUCCGUUUGGGCUCUUGUCUUUGUCCACGUUCAUCGAUGGUGACACACAACGUAGGAACUCACCUGCGCUUGCCUACGGAGGCCGACCACCUCAGUCAACCAAGGCUUGCGUGUCCCACCCGUGAGUGCGGUGAUGCGGUUGCUGCUUCCACCUUCGAUAUGGCGACCAACAGCCCAUUUCGAACGUUUUUUGUUGGAGGCAUCCUAGAGGAGGAAGGUGAACUCAGCGGAACAGGGAUAGGCUGUACAAGCAACCACGGAAGGUCAUCCGGAACAGAGAAGGACCUGACUUCUAAGUGUCUUCUCGAUUCACGUUUAGAGACUGCCGAUGAAGGCACAACGCAGGGUAUUGGGGAAGAUCACGACGUUUCCGGUGUCCUCGUGAAGACCCAAGAGAUGAGCUUCGCGAGCCUCAAGCAGCCUUUCGGUCCGGCGGAGGAGCUCAACAGACUGGAGCCACAAGGAAAAUGGGAUAAGAUAGGGCGGGAUAUAACCGAAGGCAGAUGCACAUCCACUACAUCGGCUUCGACCCUCUCGGGCUCAAAAGAUAACUAUUCUUCGCUCCACCAGGCGCGUGCUUCGUCCUCGACUACAGAGGUGGAUGCCCAUAGUUUUGGCUCUUUUUCCCCCGUCGCGUUUCCCCAGACCUGUGCUUCUCGCCCGUGUUCUGUCUCCUCCCUUCUCUCUGCUUCUCUCGUGUGUCUCGUCACGGCUCCUGGCUGUUCGUCUCCCCACGAAGCACCUGGGGACGGGUCCACCCCGUCACUUUCCUUCCCUCCGUCUCAACUUUCUGGUGAAGUGGGAUAUUCUGAUUCAGAAAGGGAAGGGGUUGCCUCUCUCGGUACCGGGGGCACUUCACUUUUCCUGGAUGUGCCUCCCACUUCCCACACUCCAGAUGGCUCAGCUUUUGCCUCGGAUGCAGCGUGGAGCUUUUCUCCUUCGACCGAAGCUGACAGAGUGUUGAACAUGCUGACCACUGAAACGGAUCCUUUGAUGGAAUAUGGACCGGAGGGUCUUCGAGAAGAGGCGGGAGACGAAGCUCUGGAGAGCCUCCCAUCGAAUCUCACAUAUGCAUCCUUCUGUAGGUCCCAGGACGGUGGCGAAGACGCUGAAUCAAAAGAGGCAAGGCCUCCUGUUCUCUGGCACCCCGCAAAGUACUCUCCGUGGCCUAACUCUUGGCGAUGCGGGCAAGGGGAGAAGAGCGGCGAGGCUAGUCCGGGCCUCCAGCGCAGGUCCCCACACGGUCUGAUUGGGCCAAUCAGCCGCUCCAUGAGUGAGGCGUCUCCGCGUCAUACGUCCACCACGGCAUCAGCAACAGAACCGUUCGCUGAAACCCCGACGCUCUUUUCGGUGGGUAAAACGGGGUUUGGCUCCCAAGCAGAUGACGAACACGAUGAGCCCCUUCUCGCUGCCUUGAAGCCAAUGGCCUCGUUCCCGUCCCACGUCUCACAGACUUCGGCCUCUACUUUCUCCUGUAUUUCUGCGCCGAUUUCGCCGUCAAAGCUGCCCGAGGCGACUAAACUCAGCGAUGUGCAGAGCCCGAGCAGCCGGCGAAGCAAUGCGAGCAGCGGAGGGUUUUUUCCACACUCGGACACUGUAUGUGUUCAACGAGACGACGGAAGAAAGGAAAUUGAGGGUCUCGCGGUUCUGGCUGAAGAAAAUGGCUGCCACGUGGUCCUCAAGACAGAUAUGAAUCAGACUGGGAACUCUCGAUCAGUACCAGGAGCAUGCAGUGUCAACAGAUUCGAUCAAAACCGAUGUGCAAAUGGUGGCAGUGAACGGUGGUUAUCCUCUGGAAGUGGCUCAUCUCAUAAACAAAACAUGCCAAUGAGGACUGAACAGGCUGGGGCUGACACAGGUCACACAUUGUCACGCCCUCAGUUGCCCUGGUCUCGUGACCCACAAAGCGCGACCGAAACAGCUGAGCAGGUUUUCCCAGAAUGCACACGUGGCUUGUUUUUGUCAUCUUCAUCGGCAAACCUUUGUGCCAGUUCAACUUCGUUUUUUGAUUCAGAAGCUGGUCAAGGACAUCUUUCAAAUCCUACAGAGCAUUCGACGAUGAGUCAAGUGCCGAACCGCGAGCAACCAAUGGUCGGGUCUGAGAACUCCCAGUUUCAUGGGUGGGUGCCACCGUGCCAGCUCCCAAGAGGCCCUGUAUAUCGGGACACCGGAUUCCGACCUCCGCGGAACACGUCCCAUAUCGGAGGGCCCCUGUGUUUUCAUCCGGGCUAUCCGCUGCAGGAGGUCUCUCACACCUGUGGGGAUCAGAUGGGUUCAAACAGGCGCGAAGAUGCCCUGUCACCAAAUGCGGCGCUUCUCGGGCUUCCUAGUGUCUCACUGCAUGCGUCCGAGUCUGUCGGCCCGGACGUUAAUCAGAGCUGGAACUCCUGUCCUCGGAAUACUUUGCUGGUGUACACCUCGGUGGGGAAUUCGCGCCUCGAGGGACGUGACGGACACGCCGUCAUGGUUCCUCAGCUCCAGGAAGGUGAAGUUCGUGGGCGCGGGUCAGCCGAGCAGAUGCGUGGGGAGUCAUUUCGGAAUGGCUUUAGUUCUGGCUUCCCCGUGUCCCAGGGUUCAAGUCGAUCUGCCAGUUCGCCAGUCUGUGAAAAUUUCUCUAGGCCGUUUCUCUCAGCAGGUUGCCAAUCCAGACCUACUUUUCCCCCGCCUCCGCCGCCUGGACCUCGCCCACCUUCUAGACUGCCUCGAGUCUGCAGCUCUGAGACGCAGAGACGUCCCUUCGUCGCGACUUUGCAGGAACCAGGUGGUCUCAGACCUGGCUUUCAAAUUGUUGACUGCCAGAGGGGCUCAGGCGCCGAACGAGGGGAGGCCGCGCCGCGCGUAAGACAAGAGACCUACGGCCAUGGCAGUGCGCCUUUUCGUGAUCAGGCGACCCCGUACGACGCCUGUCCCCCGUCUCAGUUCCUCGAUAAUGGGGAAGUCGUUCGAGGGAAACAGAGAAACGGCGCGACGGAGAGUCUGAAGGGAGACCCCGUGGUUUUCGGAGCCCGCUGUGCAAAGGUUUCCCGGCCAGUGCCUCCGCCUCCGGGAGUCGUAUCACAUGCAGAUACGUCUGGGGCUCUUCCCCACCCGCCGAGAGGCGUUGAAUCUCCGUCAGGCGUGACUCCGUUUCCGCUCUCAGGGAACUUUGCGACCGGAAACCCGGAGCAGAGAUCUUCUGGACUGGACAGCGUACAUGGACCUUUUGGCAUCUCCUCGGGUGUGGCACAGCGCGAGCACCUUCUUGGGCAAGCGCCUCUGAACUUUUCCGGUAAACAGAGCCCAGCCAAUCCAUCGAAUUCACCACCAUUUCUGAGAGUAACAGGCGACAUCAGGACAACGCUCGCCGUUCCGCCUCAACGACCCGCGUCUCCCAUGUCACUCACGCUGAAUCGUCUCCUUGCUGCAUACGCCGGCCCGGCACCUGAAAAGCUCCUUUCCUGUCCAUCUUCCGUGCCAACGCUCCACCCAGCAUCUUCCGCACCGUCUGUCCAGAGAGUUCACCGAGAGUGGGCACCUGGUGGCGGGGCUCCAGGGCUCGUGGAAAGUGGAUCUCGAGGUGCCACUGGCAAGCGCCAGGUGGUGUCAGGGAAAGGGAGCAGAAUUGUGGCUUCCAGUAAAACUUCACCGGUGAAUGUCGAAGCGCGACAACAGAAUCGCAACGAAAGAUUCCAGGGGGGUUCUACACCUCAAGCACCAGGAGCUGGCAAGACCGCAGUUCCCCACUGUACCCUCUUGCCGCAGCCCGCAGGGGCGUGGCUAAACCGAAUGACCCUCAGAGGAGUGGACGACUCCGCGAUGGAGAAAUGUAAGAAAGAACGGGGAGACUGAAGUUCGUUUCGGUCGAUUAGUUGAGCAAGGCGAACAAAGUCACAGAUCUGCCGGUUAGAUGAAGCUGAAGACGGUCCCACGCGAACGGAAUUUUCUCCGCUGUGGAAGGCGACUCUCUUCUUUCUCUCCUGCAAAAAAUGGAAACAAGACAGUGGAAGUGUCCACGUUGUGAGAUGCACUUGGUUUCGCUUGACCCUCUCAGAGGGAUCCUGGCGCGAGAUGCAGGGGAGGACGGCGAUUUCUUCCGCGCAGCAACACAGGAAAGUUGCCACUUCCUACUGAUUCAGGCUAAAAGUCGAGAUGUGUUUUUGUCUUGACGCGUCUCGACGGUGACCUUAUUUGACGGCUUUCUAAUGGCCCCACCGACUACUACAUUGCCCGUACAGCCAAGGCCUGUCAAAGGCUACUUCCGUUCUACUGUCAUUUGGUGCGUGUCUUGACUUUUUUGGUGGUGAAUAACGUUCCUUCUCACUGUAGCUUUUGUUGAAAUAAUUCUCGAGUAGGAAUGCCUGCGAGUUUCCGGGUUAAUGAAGACCAUCACCUCUCGAUUCUUUCGUGAAGCGGAACACCGUGAAGAGACCGUUGCCUCAGGAUGUUUGGCAGGCGUCAAUCUGGAUGUAGUUUUCUGUUUCUCAUUUCCACGGUUGGAAGGUCCUGUAGUCUAUGCUAAGGGAGGCAUUCGCCGUACAAUCGUUCAUGUAGUAUCUUUUUGCUCGCGAAUGGAGCCUCUCGUUUACGAACGUCCAACGCGAGUCAUCGCGUUUCAUGGGGGAAAUGCACUAUAUUGCGCAUGUGUAAUCUUGCCCAUGCCUUUUUAUUAAUACAUUUUGCAAGCUUGUCUGUUCCAUCCCACAUCGACAUAGGUCUUGUCAACCCCGACAGGUGAGCGACUCUCGCAUUUGCGUCAGGACGAAAUGUGAAGUCGGUCGUUUUCUAGAGAACUUUUCAGAGACCAAGCGAGGGAGACAGAUAGGGAUGAAUCGAACUGCUGUACCCGGUUGCUCUUUGUUAGAUCAACGUACAGUUGCUUUCGUUUCGUUUCUCUUAUCGUCGGGACACUUUCGUUCCGUAAGCGCCUUUGAGGAUCCCUGUCUUGCUGUCCACUAGUGGUGUAGAUCCUGGGGGGAGUUUCGUCGAUGUUUCGGUCUCUGGGGACUGGUCUUGAAGACAGGAACAGCGGGGCUUAUCCUCGCAGUUUAUCGUCUUCAUUUUCUGUUCUUGAGAUUGCAGUGACAGUGUAGCUCGCGCCCCUACUGGCGCAGUUGGACUUCUUUGUGCACCAGGCAGUAUCGCAGGCGCCCAUUCUCCACAGCUUCCCUGCAUCUUUUCGUUGCCCUUGCUCGCUUUAACGUGCUUAGCCCUCCCGUCUCGGUCAGACUGACUCGUUACCGACAUUUUCAAGAGAAACAAGCGCCGUCGUCGUGGCCCUCUCGCGUGUCACCCGUGCAUGGAGUGUCUGCCAGGAACAGUGGGAUUUCUGGAGAACGAACAGCACUGCGGUUGUUCUUUAAACUGUGAACGCCUGCAGUGACCCUUACUGUCUGGCGAUUUUGAACUUGGAGCUUCCUUCGCAUCGGUCGUUUUCUCCGUCUUGCGAGAAAACGACGCUCCCGGUGCUGUUUCGGUCUGGCGUCGACCAGAGACUUGCACUCUGAUGAGUUUGACCAAAGAAGCCUCUCCGAAAAGCGUUGGCAGCGCGGUUUAAAAUGUCAUUUGUCUGUCUUUUUGCAAUACGAUGCAACCAAAUUUCUUUGUCUUUGUGAAGUGCACCUUUGUUUUUUAUUGGGAGUGCUGCCCAAUGACGGUGGUUCGACUCCAAGACACUUUUCUAUGAACCUUGAAGGCAAAUGAAAUUGAGAAUCUCUCUCCCUCUGUCGCAGUUCGAGGCACCUCGAAACCAUGUCUGCAAUACCGAUGCUUUAGCAUGUUCAG